Molecule: messenger RNA, 7061 nt
Organism: Liolophura sinensis
Lineage: Eukaryota; Metazoa; Mollusca; Polyplacophora; Chitonida; Chitonidae
Exons: 39
Coding region: 1-6168 (2055 amino acids)
Biological process (GO): anatomical structure development
Cellular component (GO): cell surface; extracellular region
Molecular function (GO): signaling receptor binding
Source: RefSeq, a predicted model, not a curated record
AUGUGGGCUUAUGAAGUGGCUGUUGACUGUGUGCGGACAAGCGGGUUCACCUGUGAAGAUUCUGUCACCCCCAUAGUUUCGGAGGCUGAGAAAAACAUUGAUGUUGUCUUGGGCACACUCGGUGACCUCUGUACACCAGUCCUCUGCCAGAUCAGGCAGGCUCAAGGCUGUCUGACACAGUUGAAGUCAUUGACGGAUGUGUGCCUAGGUAUCACGGAGGCCCGCAUUUGUGUGGCGGGUCACACUCGGGAAUGUGCUGGGUCAGCUUUGAUAGAAGUAUCGAACAUCCUCAGUGAAAUACAAGGGAUUCAAACAGAUAACUGCUUUGAGACACCAGUCAGAAACCUCACCACGUGCUUCGCUGAAUACAGCACCGUUGUGGAGCAGAUCCUGAACGCUGCGGGCACUAGCCGUGUACAACGCUUGUGUGCCGUCAGACAAACAAAACUGGCGUGCAUAAAUACAGAGCUGUCAGUAGUCUUCUUGAAAAACAUGGAGUUUGCAACCAUCCUACAAGAAAUUUUCGUGCAAGGCGAAACUUUUGUCCAAAAAGUUUGUAGUGCAACAGUGCUACCUGUGCUCACAGAGUGUACUGUUAAACACUUGCUCCAGUGUACAGAUGGAUUCCUGAGUUACCUGGCCACUGACGACACACCAGAUUAUUCGGACCACUGCAGAGAAACUGUGACCUUGUCCACUUGUGUCAACAACCUGCCCCUGACCUGUAUUGGUCAGACAUUGGCAGUGGUUUCCCAGGUCAUGGUUGCUGUGAAUACGGUGCAACAGUUUUGCGAUCUUUGCGAUGACGUGGCACUGUACGGAUGCAUUGCGACUGCCAAUGCACUCAUGAAGACAGAUUCAGCGUGCAGGGCUGUAGACGAGGCAGAAAGAUGUAUCACAGAGCACUCAGGCAACUGUAGUGCGUCAUUUAUCGCAAAUCGCCGCUCGGACGUGGACAACCUUCGCUCACAGAUUAAGUGCCUUCCUGAUAAUCCCUGUACUGUAUCGCUUGACUGUGUAACUGCCAUAUUAAAGCAGCUCUCUUUGUUGUCCAGACGAGAGAAGUGCGACGCAGUGGUGAGAGCAGAGGCGUGUGUCGAAUCUUUGGAUAUACUGCAGUGUAAAGUGGGGGUGAGAGAGGACAUAGAGGGCACUCUGAUGCCCAUCAGGGGGGCAGUGGACGACUGUAACAUUCCCCACUGUCAGCUGGAUAUUGAUCAGAACAAGUAUGUAAAUGAGGGAGAGACGCGUAUCAUGGACAUUAUGUGCACUGAAGACCCUUCACUGUACUGUGACCAAGAUGGCGCCACUUGCAGCUUUGAGAUAACCAUUUCAUUUGCUCAGACCUCAGGAACAACACCAAGCUGUUCUGACGGAAGUUUCAUACCUCAGUUAGUUGUCGGUAACCAUGACAACUUGUCUGGGACCAGCUUCUGCGGUGUAGUUGUGGACGGCAGUAACUGGAAUGAGACACUCUCUAUACCCAUCACAGCCGUAUCGGAUGGAAAGUUUGAUGGCCAACAAGAAUGGAGGGUUGCCUUGAUGAUGACAAAGUCGUAUUCUGUCUCCAGCAUAGCAGAUUACUCAGUGCAGUUUGCUUCUUUUGAUGUCACUGUGCUGGACAUGGAUCGCAGUGUUUCCACCUGUUCUGUCAUUGCAGAUCCUCAUAUCAACAGUUUUGAUGGCUGGUAUCUCAGCGUUUACCUAGAAGGUGAAUUUGUGCUAGCCAGGCAUGGAUCAGGAAGCUACGAGGUCCAUGGCUGGUUCCAGUCGUGUGGAGGUGAUGGAUCCUGCACCUGUGCUGUUGCGGUGCGCUCGGGGGAUGAUGUGCUAGUCAUUGACAGUUGUGACCGCCCUGAUGGAUCAGAGCUCCCCCUGGAGGCUACCUUAUACAAAAAUGGGGAGUUAACUCCGGGCACUGUCAUUACCUCAGACAAUGAAGGCAGAGUGCACAAGGUCACACUACCCAGUGGGACACACAUUGUGAUUGAGGUGACCUCUAGGAAAUACCUGAAUGUUUGGAUUCGGGCCUCACCUUCUGAUUGGUCAUCCACAAGAGGUUUAUGUGGUGUUUAUGAUGGUGAUGUUUCAAAUGACCUCUUGAUGUCAAAUGGCACCAUCUUUGAUCCAUCAGAUGAUGAAGAACUUAACAUUCCUAAUGUCUUCUCCAACUCGUGGAGAGUGGACAUUGCUGAUACGUACAUAGAGGGAGUGGAUGCAGGCCUUGUGCUUCAACCAUUAGCCACCCACUGCUCCUGUGCUGCCACCUACCUGUCAGGGGAGGUAACCCAAAACGUCUGCAUGGAUCAGUUACACAUUUCAACCUGUGACCUAAGUAUCAACCCUGAAUUCGGGACAGAAGACUUUGUGGAUUCAGCCAUUGAGUCCUUGAUCACCAGAUCAAAAAGACAAACCAACAGACGACCUUUACCUCGUAUCGACCUAAAUUAUGACCCAGAGAUUCCUAGCUGGCCGUCAAAUGGGUGGUACCAGGAGAAUGCUACAGACUUCUGUGAUGACUUCCUGUUCCGCCAGUCCAACCUCUCCCGUCAGUGUGGAGAAGCCCUUGAAGACCUGAAUCUGAAGUAUGUUCUCUCAGCCUGCGUGGAUGACAUUAAGGUGACUGGUGGUAUAGACUGGGCACUGUCAGCAUGGAGUAGUAUCCGCGUGGCUUGUGAACAAGAGGCCAGGCGCACAGUGGUAGAUCAGACAAACACAACAGUGCUUCUAAACAAGCUCCUCUCAGCCAGUUGUUACCAGGAUUGUAGUGGAAAUGGCAACUGUGUUGAUGGUUUGUGCAUGUGUGAUGCCGGGUACCUGGGCUCAGACUGUUCUGUCAGGGCUGAUAUUGGUCCGCAGCUUAUGGGAAUUGAUGAGGGUCACAUGUGUGAUGUUAACCUGACCUCCCAAACAGACUGCUCCACUGUCACCCUCCGGGGUUACAGCUUUGUGAACAGCCCGGCUCUUGAAUGCAGGUUUCACCCUGCUAAGGUCUCAAGCACUGGUGUAGGCCUACCAAGCAAUCUGUACUCUUACCACACGGCAACAUUUAAAACUUUCACCAAGAUAACCUGUAUGGUGUUCCAAGAACCGUCAUCACUGGAGGGCCUGUUUGUCUCUGCGAGUAACGGCGAAUCUGUGUACGGAUCAGAGGAGUUUUAUCUCCAGUACGACUCCAGCUGCUACACCUGUGAAAGCACUGGCAACCUGCCAACAGAUGUCAGUUGUACCAUCAAGCCAAACACCUGUGAUAUAGAGGGCCGUUGCUAUCAGGCAGGUCAGGCAAUAUCACUAGAGGAUCCGCUCCGUCAGUGUCAACCCAGCAGUGACCAGUAUGGAUGGACGGAUAUAACUCCCCCUGAAACAACAACAACCUCUGGUCUCACACCUUGUCAGCUGGGACAAAACUGUGUGAACAACUACAAAAUCAUGUCUGCGCUCUCCAGUAAAUCUACUCUGUGCAGUGGCGCAGAGACAGCACGGAUGUGUCUACGUCAGUUCUCUACCACGUGCCCCACAAGUUCACAGCUGGAGGCAGAGUUAUCUGCCCACAUUUCCACCCUCAAUCUCAACUGUCAGAUACCAAACUUCCAGUUCUUGAACCGUUCCACUACCCUAUUCAUUAAAGAAGGGGAGGAGCAGGUGAUAGAGUUUCAGCUGGAAGAAGAUCCUACUCUGUUCUGCCAGGGUAACUGUGAAAUUCUUGUGCACAUCAACAUGGAGGAGAGGAAAAACAGCGCUGGUAUUCUCAGGUGCUCAAUGAGUGGGCGUGUGAUCUCUCAGCUGGUGGUCGGGGAUCUGGGAGACGAUGUCUGCGGAAUCCGGCUGUCUGCCACGAACUGGAACCAGCGCCAUCAGAUCCCGAUUCGCGGGCGAGUAGACAGUGUAUACGAUGGACAGCGAAUCAUUGACGUGACCCUUUCAGCAGAAAAACUGGAGGAAGGCGUCUCUGUCUAUAGCUCUGUUGUCAGAGCUCUAACGGUGUAUGUGGAAGAUGAGGAGAAGAGUUACGGGACUUGCGCUGUACUGAAUGAUCCUCAUAUUGUCACCACAGACGGCAGAUAUUUCAAUGUGUUCUACGAAGGAGAGUUCAUCUUACUCAAGCACAAAACACUACCAUAUAGGGUCCACACAGUGUUCCAGCAAUGUUCUCUCUACGGCGUGAAUGCCAGCUGCACAUGCGCUGUCGCUGUUCAGUCGGGUGAUGACAUUUUCGUUGUCAGUCGUUGCCGCUUAAGGGAGGCUCGUGAGGCCCUUGCAAAGGGACUGGGAGUCUCACCUGAUGACAUCCCGGCCAUGGUGGUCAGACUUUGGGUCAAUGGAGAGAUGACACAAAAUACGAGCAUAGCCACCAGAUUCAGUGGCAAGCAGUUUGAUAUUACCCUGCCCCAUGGGGCUCUGGUGCAGAUACAAGCUACAGAAGAUUUCUUCAAUGUCUGGAUAAAUCCUUCAGUGUUAGACCGUGACAACACAGAGGGAUUGUGUGGGACGUACAAUGGGAAUGUGUUUGACGAUCUUUUGUUCCGAAAUGGAACAGAUUUCUCUACCUUAAUUGAUGGUGACCCAUUGCGAGCCAUCUAUCCAAACGAGAUGUCAAAAUCCUGGAGAGUAACUUCAGAGGAGUCCUUACUGGAUGGCGUGCCCGAAAAAACUGUUACCAUGGAAACCCAUUGCACAUGCCCUGGACCAGAGAUGAUGAGAACAUAUGGUGUAAUGAGGAGAUGUGCUGCUAAUCUACUGGUCGAGUCCUGCAACCUAGAAAUGGAUCCUGAAAUUCAGGAAAUGACAACAAAGGACUUCCUGGUACGUGCAGCUUCUCAGGUGGUUGUCAGGCGGAAAAGACGUGCAGCUGCGGUUGAACCGCUUCUGGACCAGCUGGAUGUUGAUUAUAAUUAUGAACCACAGAGCUAUUUUGCCUGGCCAACAGCAAGUGGGUGGACUGAAGAGAAAGCCAGAGAAUACUGUGAGAACUACCUGAAUCAGACGUCUCACCUCACGACUUUGUGUUCCCAGCUGGGUAACUUCCAGUACCAGACAGAGAUGAGAGCCUGUAUUGAGGAUAUACAGAUCUCUGACGGAGUUGACUGGGCCCUGCCAGCUCUGGACUCCAUCCGAGCACGGUGCGUUGGGGGUAUUGACCGAGAUUUCACCCGCUCUGACACGGGGCUGAUAUCCAAGAUCCAAUCUGCGGCCUGCCUGUCAAAUUGUAACAACCAUGGAAAAUGUGUGGACGGAAAAUGUGUGUGCGAUGAAGGGUUCGAAGAAAUGGACUGUUCCUUGAACUCCCAGGAUGCACCUGUGCUUGCUCGUUUUGAAAAUUUCGAAACUAGAUGUGAAUCGAGUCAAAACAACUGCACAAUUCUGACGAUACUUGGCAGGAACUUUGCCAAGACGAACGGAAUCACUUGUACUAUCGAAGAAAUAGAGUUACACACAAACGGGACUGUCUUCAGGCCAGGGACUAACAUCGCAUCUCGCCCCGCCCAUUUCCUGACUUUUGAGAGCGUGGAGUGUGACAUACAGCAAUCGACGCCUGUGGCAAAACGGCCAAUCCUUGUGUCCCUCGGCAACUCGCACGGCAGUGUGAGCCGCUCACUGGCCUACCUGGUCUAUCACGAGGACUGUUACACCUGUGAAUCUAAUCUCAGGUGUACCAGGAAGAGAGACACUUGUGUCAUUGAUGGGCAGUGUUACAUUAAGAACGAACCUAAACCCACGGACUCGUGUAAACUGUGCGACCCAGAUGUGAUGACAGACCAGUGGACGUACAAUGACAAAUGCUCAGUGUCCAGCAAGGGCAGUAACUCUGACAAGAGAACUUUGGAUAUUGUCAUGGUGGCGUCCGUUUGCACAGCUGCGCUUGUCAUGAUCGUCAUUCUGGUGGGGGUCAUUGCAUUCGUCAGGAGGCAUCGGCGUAAGAAGUCUUCAAGCAGGGAAUAUUUAGCUGCACAGAACUAUUUAGCAUCCUCAACAGGUUUUUCUGGCACGGCUGUUGGAAUGUCCGAGGAUUCAGAGCGAAUUAUCUGGACACCAACCACAGGAGAGUCAGUUGCCAUGGGAGAUAACCCUGUACAGAUUGGGUCACGUCCAACCGGCAUUGUACUAGAUAAAUAUGGUGGCUAUAGACACUACGCCAGCAAGAGUGCUUCAAAUGAGGCAACUCCAUAAGAAUAGAGAUUCUCCUCGUGAAAUGUUACAACACGUGCCAAUGAUUUACAGCCCUAAAUUUCCUAAAAUUUCGUCCAUGACUAAGUUGCUAAUUUUUUCACAUUCACUAGGAAAAUGUCAAUUUUAGUACCAAAAGUGAUAUCUUAUCACAUUUGUUUGCCUCUCAAAAUGCUCUUUGUGGUCGAAUUUUUAGAUCAUUUAGGGUAUGUGCUUUGUUUUUCCCUUGACUUCUGUACAAAUCUGUACAAGUAUUAUCACCAUGCUGUAUGUUUAUCUAAAAACUAUAUCACCAGAAAUUACAUUUUAAUAAUAUACAGGGUACACUUAGCAUUACAUUUGAUAUGUGAAACCUUUGUAAAGUUAACAGCAGUAUUCAGUAUAAGGUUAACUUUGAAGUUUUAAUAGCCUGAACUUUUUUCAUAUUGAAUUCAAAUGAACUGAAAAGCACUAACAAAUUACACCUAUAUUUGAAAUAAAAAAUAUUUUUUUAUCUUUGUGGACAAAGUGACAGCAAUGCAAAAAGUACAAUUACCUUUUGUUAAAAAUAAUUCAGAUAUUGUAAUAGACUUGUGUUGGCUAAUAUUGCAUUUUUUUUUCAAAUAGUAUAAAUUUGAUGUGAAUGCCAGUUUUCAUACCUCAUCUACUUCCAUGACAUUCUUGACAAUUAAUGUCUUUAAAAUUUAAACUGAAAUCCUGUAUAUAUUGAAUAUUACGUGCUUGAAAUCCCUUUAAUAUUGAUUGAAAUCCCACAGAUGUUAUCUGAAAUUCCUGCACUGUUUAAAGUUGAUUGAAACGUUUCAGUUAUGACAUCUCAGAGGUACCCAAUAUCUUUGUUGUUACCCAGAAAACUGUUUUUAUAUGUCACAGCCAUCAAUACCUUUGUUAAAAUGUCA